CAGCCACGGGAGCACGAUUUGGUCUGCUUUUACUGCUGCUCUCUCUCUCCCCAACUCUUUCCUGACUCACUCUCCGUUCCGAGUUUAUGCAUCAUCAUGGCUAUUUCUCAAAGAAAACAAAACUCACUUCCAACAUCGCUUUCCCCCACCAACUGACUCACACACCACCGUGGUCCACUUACUUACACACGUACAUAUACAUAUGUACAUUCACUUCAUUGAGCUGGAUGGCUGACGUAGAAGACUUUCAUCGUCGUCGUCGUCAACUCCUGUUUGCUUCGACAGGCACAAGUUAAAUUAAUUUAAGUGACACGUGACUUAAUCUAAUUAAAUUCUACGGAAAGACACUAAACUCUUCAGCAUUCGUGAUUUUAAUUUUCUCUUUCCUGAACGCCACAUGCAUUAGUUGGACGUCCAUGCGGGCUGUUCAUUAUCGGAACACACAACGGGACAAGUGCAUUGCUUAUGGUGAGAUUGUUUUAAUUUGAACUGCACGGCAGAAAAAGAACUUACAUUGCAAUGGAUGAGAAAAACGAGUGUAAUUUUGUAGGACGUUGCUACUAUAUCCUUCCAUCACAAGAGCUCUCGAUCGGACAGACGAGAAGUCUUUGAAGUUGUUUUCCACGUCCAUUCUCCUCAUCCAAAACAAGUACUGAACUGCUUGACACUCAUCCACUCCUCUCUUCAUCCACUAAUUGCGCAAUGGUAAAAGUUCUGUUGGGAGAAGUUUAUCUGGGCUGUUCUCAAGUGAAAAUGGGAUUUGUUGGGAUUUUACACCUUGAACCUAUAUCAGUAUAUUGAUCGUGGUGAAUCAAGCUUAAAAAAUAAUUCAUCAUGUAAAAUUAUAGAUUGAAAGAAACUGAGGAACAUGAUAGUUUUUUUAAAUGUUGAGACUUGUAAAUCUAACAUGUACAGUUUCACUCGCAUCAUCAUUGUCGUGGUUGAGUUUGAUUUUGCCAGCGAAAAAGUGGAGGACUAGCAGUGAGUAAGUGUGGUGACUUACAAGAAGAAAAGCGAGUGCGAGUGAAAGCGCCAUGAGUUAUCUGCUAAACCACAUAGACAACAAUCGGAGUGAAGAUGAUCACAUCAAUCGAAUUUUUCCCAAGUGCAAGCCCAGAGCAUCCUCGCUGUCACUGUCCCCUUCCCUUCAACACGUCACCACUCUCGUUGGCUCUCCUUCAUCCUACUCAACCACCUAUGCUUCAGACCUUUGUCUGACGUCCACCAACUACUCGCCUUCUCCCAACUCGAACCUUAAAGUAGUGAAUAACUCGAACAAUUUAUCCCCGCAGAACGCGAACAACAGUCUAAUCCAAUACUCAAACAGGAGACAUUCUUCCAACUCGAACCAGUUUAACGAUGGAGUAAGCUCCGCAUCAUCUUCUCAGCAAAGCCUGUGGAAUCCAGAAGAGUUUACCGUAUUUUCUUCUCACCAGACACAGCUUAUUAAUGAAAAUAAUAAUCCGGCAGCCAACAGUGACAAUUAUUCGUGGACAAACAGUUUCCAAACUUUAAAUCAUUCCGAGCACGCUUUAUUCUCUCAUUCGACCACGGAUCCGGAUCCACCAACCACACCUGGAUUUACCCCUUCGAAAAACAACAACUGUGAAAGUCACACAAACAAUCACCAAAAAACGUCGACAAAGGUUUACCAUAAAUGUGAUAGAAAUAAAAGUGGGAAUAUAUCCAGCAGUAUUCUUCCAAACUAUCAGCCUCGGAGUGUUUCCGAGUGUCGCAGUUCCACCAGUCAGACAAGCAAGGCUUCGUGUGGAGUUUCAGAGUCAAACUUGUCUUCUGUGAUAUCAUCGCAUAAACCACCGCCGAACGACAACGUUGGGCUAUGUAGUGCAAAACCUGUGACUGCAGCAGCACACGAGCCUAUAUUAUUAGGACCAUCGCGAAAGAUGGAGCACAACUCGGUUGAGGAUAAUUUUGACAAUGGGAUAGGGAGUGGGUGUAGUAGAAGUAGUGGUGAAAGUACUCACAGCACGAGUGAUUUCAGUCUCGUGUCUCCAGUAGCAAAUAUCCGUGAUCGUGUAGCUUCCGGCACUACUGGUGGAAUUAAGGGGCACACAAAUUUAUCAUCCCAAAUUCUCCCAUCGCCCUCCAUGGGAAGUCUCCGUGAUUCUCGAAUAGAAAUUGCUGGUGGUCGUGAAGUCUACUCGCAAAAUCGAAUAAGAGCCAAUCGCAGACAUCGAGGCUCUUCACAUACAAUUUCUGCGGCCGAAAUGAUGGCUGCUGAAACUGCUCCCUCUGUUUUACCCGUCGUGGCCACCAAAAUGCGCAAAAAAUCUCUUCAUUCGCACACCCCCUAUUAUCAACACCAACAGCAGCACCACCACUGUUGUCCCCACCACUCGAAUAACCAGUGUUGUGGUAGCUCCAACAACACCACCCCCACCGCCAGCAGCAACAAUUGCACAGAAGUUGUUUUGCCACCCCAUGGUUUGGUUUGGGAACCCAAUAACCACACGACAUGUCGAAGAGCGACAGAGGUGCUUGCAGGGAGCCGACAACAAUAUCUCAGUCAUAGUCAAUCCUUUGGAGGUACCACGGCUCACAUCAAUUGCACAGGGGGAGCAACGUCAUGUGGAUGUUGUGGACAUGCUCAUGGCAAUUUUGACUACCCAAAAGUGGUGUCCACAAGUUCCGAGUUUGAUGAAAACCAUCGAAUAUGUAGAAACAUUCCAAAACUUAACAACAGUUCGCCAACUUCGCCGCUGACUCUGAGAGAAACUGUUUUUGCUUCUGAAGUAAGAUCCAUUGAAAAGUUGACCGCUCGGGGGCCCCAGGCAGCAUCAGGAGUAGCAGCAGUAGCAGACAAAAAAUGUAGUAGCCUGUUACAUGGUGAAUUGGAAAGUCCGUGUCGAACCCAGCCCGUCAUUUAUGAAGCUGUGGUUGGGGACGGGAAAGUGGUAUUUGACGAUAUUGGAGAGUGGCAAGAGCAAGUGGUUGCUGACACUGGUGGCUACGACGGUGGGGACGAGCAUGACACCAGCGUAGAAUCUCAAAGCUCCAAGAAAAGACAAAUCCAAGCAGAAGUAGCAGCAGCAGCAGCUUCUUCUGUCGUCUCAAAAGACAAGAAGGAUCAUUUAGGUGCCUCUGCAGCAGCAGCGCAUACAAUCCAACGAUCCAAUAAUAAAAGAUCCACAAUAUUCGGUUCGAAUAAUGUAAUGGAUCCCUCAGAAUGCUCUCCUUGUGCAUCUCACAGAGAUGGAAAUACCACUCCAAGCGGUUAUGAAAGUGAUGAAUGUUCCGCGUCUGUUUGCACCAACACGUCAAUUCUCUCCACCACAAAUUUUAAGACCAUUAGUCCGAAUUGUGGUACGAGGAGACUCAUUGGAAAUAUUCCAAUUGCAGAGUACGACAUGUCACCAAAACGGUACGGCCUAAAGCAAUCAGUGCAACCAGUGACUACGCAUUUCGAUCUGAUUGACGUUGACCUGGGAGUUGCAGUAAGUCGGGAGAAUGAUCAAGUAAUUAAUGAUUCCAAUCCACAAACCCUUCUGGAUCAAACCAUCGCUGCUGCAACCUCAUCGUCUUCUUCUUCCCUUGAUAACACAAACACUAACGAUUGCUCAAAUUCUAGCAGCAGAACUAAUAACCGUAUCAGCCCAAGUUUGUCGCCUUCUCAACCAGUCUCAUCUUUCUCUGCUCGAUUUCCCGGAUUCCCACAACGUGUCAAUUCCUCCUCGUCUUCAACACCCAGUCAAGAAAAUACUCGAUCUCAGCAGCAACAACCACAACAACAUUGCCCAUUCCGAGACUACUCGGAAUCAAACUUAGUGGCUGGAACUAAUCAUGAAUUAUUAUCAUCAGUACAUGUCGACUUACCCACGAUCAGCAACUCUGAAUCUCACUCUAUUAGCAGUAAUAAGAAGAAUGGGGAAAUGUUAAGCGAAGCAUCCUACUUGGGUUACAUGCCAUCCAUGACAGCAAAUAUUUCCACGACCACCACCUCCAGCAACACUGAUCAACUGGUUCGAAUCGAGGCGUCAUCGUCAUCACCUAGUCGACCAGGUGGAUCCCUUUGUGUCACCAGCACGACUGCCUACAGCCAACCCCACUCCUCGUCCUUAGACCAACAACAACACGCUUCUUCCUCUUCUCUGCAUUGCAACUUGCUGGAGGAUAAUUUCAUGACAAAUCCAACUCAAGUGGUGCAAUCCUCUGCAACCAACCCACGUAAUCAAGACUUUCUCUAUGAAUUUAGUGAAACAAGGAAGGUUCUCGAAGAGUUUUUCAACGUGGGUGGAGGAGAGAACCAGAGCAUUUGCCGCGGUGGCAGUGGCCAUUUUCUUUCCGAUAAAGCGAGUUUUGAUGAAUUGGACUAUAUGUUGAAGAGACAGACUGGGAAUUCGUACGUUGGCUCCAGAUUGGCCAGUGACAUUGCUGGAAAUUUGCUUACAGAAAGUUCGCCCAAGAAGCCUCCGCGACGGGGGGUUCUCCUUUUGGGGAGCAGUGAUGGGGACGGAAGUGAUGAAAAAGGCUCACCCAAGCUGAUUUCAUUUCAAGAAAUUUCGCUACCACAGCUGCAUUCCCCACACCAACAAUAUCACAGCAGCAGAACGUCUCAAUCUCUCACAACUUGUUCCUCCUCCUCCGCACGCUCUCCUCGCUCCUCUCUUAAUAAAACUCAUUCUCGGUCUCAAUCUCAAUCUCCUCCACCUCAAGGGGAUCCCGGAAGAGAUAUAAAUGAUAAUGAUAUUGAAGCUGAAACUGCUUCCACUAACACGGAAACAGAUCUUGGGGAAACUGAAGUGGGUCUCCAAGUUGGACGUGGCGGUGGUCGAAACUUUGCUCUCUCUCCAGAAACCACAGACGACUGUGAUUCCAAUGAGCUGGAAAGUGAACUUUCACUGGAUUACGAAGCCUCACUCCAUUCAUCUUGUCGUACUGGUGGACCCGUGUCCAGACCCGUUGUGAUGCAACAACAUGGACUGUCAUCAGGAAAUGAGUCCGAGAAUGAAGAUAUAAUUGAAGUGGAUGUUGAAUUUCAGGAGGACCACUGUUACUUGAUGGGUGGCAGUAACAUUAAGUCUGGCUUCACAAAGAGACAAGCUGAUACGCUACCCGAUGCCAAAUUGUAUCGUGAGGACAACAAGGAAAACAUUCUUGAUAUUGUGAAACCAGACAAUGGUGCCAGCGACAUUCUCUCAUGGUCAAAUUCUGACGAUUUGAUUGCGAAUAUCCACCAAGAUGAGAACAAAAUUAACUCUGUAGAUCCAAACCCAACACUUAUGCUAAUGAAAAAACAAAUCUCUGAAAUUGAAAAAGAAAUCCAAAUGCGAGCUUCACAACAAAGUCAUAAAAGUCAACCAAACGGAGGGGGUGCAACUCUAGUCGAUACCGAAAUUGAAAUGAAUGAUCAAACCGAGUUACCAGAAACUGCGUCAAAUAAUUCACACGGUCUCAACAAUAUUGUCGGAGGUAGCAGCAGUGGAAGGCUGAAUGGACCAUACCAAUUAACAACGGCGGUUUCACGAAAAAAUCCGUUUUCACAGCCAGAGGAUUCAAUGAACGAUGGAGGACAAGAGACCGUUCCAGCCAAUCAUGAUCCAGAGUUGGAUGCCUUAGACCCAAUGCGACCAACACCGCCACCCUCGCCAGCACCUGGCUCAAUGAUAAGAGACAACAAUCACUAUCCUAGUAGUUCGUGGAAUACAAACCCAGAGGCUGGAAAGAAUGUCACAAACUUUGAUCAUCAGUCGUCCUCCUGCACCCACACUGAAAACAGAGCCGAAUCUAUUUGUAUAGCCGGGAACGUAUCUUCCUCAAGUGGAGGAAUGCAGCCAUCGACAUCAAGCUCACCCCCUUCAGCUUCCUCCGUCACCGCAGUCAUCCAGGACAUCAAAGAAGCGAUUCAGAAGGCGAAACCUUUGCCCCAACCGAGACAUUCAUCUGCCAGCACCUCCACCCCAAUUGCGGUCUCCACACCUUGUAGUAGCUCUUAUUCGAGAUCUGGUCUUAUAGAUGUCCAACAAUCUCCUGGGCCUCAAGAACGUGUGCCUCUAAUCUGUGAUUCAUCGCCUGUUUGGGUUCCUCGGAAUCCUAGAUCCGGUCGUAAUCGGGAUCCCAGGGUAGACUCGCAAGGUGCAAAGGACCCUCUGCUUAAGAAGCAGCGAUAUGACGCUCCUGAGGAUGAUGCAAACACGGAUACCGAUACGGAGACGGACAGAUUGUUAGGACAAACCAGGACCGAAGACGACUGUGGAUUCUUUGAUGAAAAGAAGGACUGGAAAAAGCCAAAGUCAAGGACUCUCUUGCCAUCGCUGAGCAAAGGAGUUGUCAAGUCAGCAACAUCUCCCUCCCAAGCUCCACUUUUGUCGACCUCAGCCUCCAUCGCCGGUGGAGGGAGCAACUCAAUCUCGUCUAAUUCUUUUAACACGACUGCCAUUAAUAACUCUUUCGCCAAUGCCAACAAUGUCUCUUCGACAGCGACCAUCAACUCCUCAUCCCAGCAUUUGAUCCACCCUCUCUCUCCUUCGACCUCCUUCGACGACUCUCAAGUGCAAUUGGCCCCUUCAAUUGGCUCCAAUAAGUCCAAAAAGCAGGAGAAGGACGGAGCCAAGAAAAAACGGAGCAAGGAAGAUUUUCUUAAAACACCAUCAGUGCUGAUUGAAGGAGUGCUGUUUCGUGCGAGAUAUUUAGGCUCCACACAAUUGACAUGCGAAGGACAACCCACGAAGGCGACGAGGAUGAUGCAGGCAGAAGAGGCCGUGUCCAGAAUUAAGGCCGAAAGCAAAGUCACAAGCGAAUGGAAACAUGGUCCCUCUCCUCCUCCUCCUCAUAUUUCCAGUAAGAUUGCUUCAGGAUCGCCUUCAAUUUCCAAUCCACCUUCUGUAGCAAAAGAAUUAGAAAACUCAACGGUUUGCUCUUUGAAUGUGUUGAAAAAUGUGGAAGACGGAGGUUCAGCAGGGAAUGGGUGUGAGGACGCCUACGACUAUGGACCAGAGGAGGAAGACGCAAGUUGCAGUGAUGGAGAAAGCGUCGUCGUGGAUGAGAACUUGUUUGAUAAUAAAGCUGAUGAAUCCCGUGGCCCAGUAGUAUCGUUGCAAGACAAUAAAGGGACGAGGUUGCCGCUAUUUGAAGAUAUUCAUGGUUCUUCAAAUGACUCCAAGAUUCUUGAUGAUCGUUCUCAUCCACUGUCGCUGAGUCAUAUUCGAAAAUUGAGUAAUGGGGAAACUUGCUUAAGCGGUGGUGUGAGUCCUCCAACUACUUUCCUGAAUUUGAGUCCCCUUAGUACCACUGCACUGCCUGGUACCAUGUUUCGACUCAGAUUUGUGGGCUCUAUUGAAGUUGACGAGGAAAUUGGCAGUGGUAAACGACGACGGAAACGACCUAAGACGACGACGAAAAAGAUCAUGGUUGAAGAAGCCGUCAUGAAAAUGAAGUCCAUGGCUCCUGAAGGAGAAACACAGCCUAGCACUGAAGUUGAUCUGUUUAUAUCAACGGAAAAAAUCAUGGUUCUUAAUACUGACUUGAAGGAAAUAAUGAUGGAUCAUGCGUUGAGGACGAUUUCAUACAUAGCAGACAUCGGAGAUUUGGUGGUAUUGAUGGCAAGAAGACGACCGGUGCCCACCGACCCCAUCGACGACUCGAAACCUGCUCGUCUCCCUAAGAUGAUUUGUCAUGUUUUUGAAAGUGACGAUGCUCAAUUUAUUGCCCAGUCCAUCGGCCAAGCCUUUCAAGUUGCGUACAUGGAAUUUUUAAAAGCAAACGGUAUUGAGGACAGCAGUUUUGUUCGGGAAAUGGACUAUCAAGAAGUGUUAAAUUCGCAAGAAAUAUUUGGGGAUGAGUUGCAGAUGUUUGCAAAGAAAGAAUUACAGAAAGAGGUUGUCGUUCCAAAAUCCAAGGGCGAGAUUUUAGGAGUCGUAAUUGUAGAAUCAGGGUGGGGAAGCUUGUUGCCCACCGUUGUUAUUGCCAAUCUUGCGCCAGCAGGAGCCUCGCUAAGAUGUGGUCAGCUUAACAUUGGGGAUCAAAUCAUAGCUAUUAACGGCGUUAGUCUUGUUGGCCUUCCGCUGUCUACGUGCCAAAAUUACAUUAAGAACACGAGGAAUCAGACUGUGGUCAAACUCACUGUGGUGCCAUGUCCCCCCGUUGUGGAAGUAAAAAUCAAAAGGCCUGACACUAAAUACCAACUUGGGUUCAGUGUGCAGAAUGGAGUUAUUUGCAGCCUUUUACGUGGGGGAAUAGCUGAACGGGGAGGCGUCCGAGUUGGACAUCGAAUAAUUGAAAUAAAUAGUCAAUCUGUAGUAGCAGUUCCACACGAGAAGAUAGUAAAUUUGUUGGCUACUUCAGUUGGAGAGAUCAAUAUGAAAACGAUGCCGACUUCUAUGUUCCGACUCCUUACCGGGCAGGAGAAUCCUCUCUACAUCUGAUUGGAGAAAGUGCCGUUAUCCACGCUUUGUGCAACAUAUUACAAUAUUUUAUCCCAGUCCAGAUAUCUACUAUUCAACCAAUGCUAAUGACGACGAUGAUGCCAGAAAACAAGAUCAAAUUCUUCGGGAACUUUAUAGCAUCCCUAACUUAUUGCAUGUCACAAGCUUAUUCGGAUUCCGUAUAUCACAGCCUGGAUAAACUUUAUCCCACAAUGUGUGACAUUCAUAAAUUUAAUUAUAAUAUGUGUGCGAAUAUCGUAUUGUAAAUCUGUAAUAUUGCAUUACAUUAUGCCAGCGAAAUUGGCAACUAUGUAUGUCAUUUCAUUUUGUUUAUACAAGUAGUAACAUUUACUAUGUGUUAAGUAUUCCUUGUAAACUACUCGAUUUCGCAAUAUGAUGUCAAAAUACUUGAUGCUUAUGAUAUCAGAAAGGAUUUUUAAUGUUUUCAUUUGAAGAUAUUUAAUUUUAGAUUGUAAUUGGGUUUCAAAUGCAAAAACAGCAAACUACUUAUCUAUCAAUAUACCUACUUAUACACUUGUUCUCUUCAUUUGGCUAGUGUAGGUAAGAGGUGCCUUGCUUUGGUUCUGGGAUCAAGGAUUGCAAAGAAAGUUGUGUUUUUUAAUGAGGGAUUGGCUGGAAUGGAAUGGCGGAUUCAAAUAUUUAAUCUCAAAAUAAUUUUUUUUGUGUUUCCUUAAAAAUCAAUUUCUACGUGCCCGGUGCAUAAUAUUUAAUACUCUUUUGAUCUCUUUAAAGUAUUUUGUUCUCACAAUUUGUCAGAUCGAUCGUGUGCCAUAUCACUAGUUUACAUGCUUUGCUCCAAGGCAAAGCCAUAAUAUGAGGACUGCCAAAACAAGUAUUAUCAAUAAUUGAUAAAGGGCAAAUCAUUCAUACUCGGUUAAUAAUUUCUCGUUUGUAACUUUUGUUACUUCAAAAGAUGCUAAAAACCACGAUGCUAAUUGUACAUACUAAUAUCAAUAGACUAAGCAUUGACAAUUACUUAUUCCUGAUGAAUGUAUCUAUCAAACAUACUUGGCUUUGCUGAAAAUCAUUAAGAGAUGAAGGUUACCUUUUAUUGUUUACCAAUGUACUAAUCUAUGUAAUCUCCAAUAUAUAUAUAUAUAAAUAUAUAUCUACAUAUAUCUCGCUGAUUCCAACGGAAAUCUCGCUUAUAAAUAUCAGUACCAAUAAUAUCCUGCUAUCGUAUGUGAAGAAAGUAAUAUUAUUGUAAUCAUAAUUUCCUAGUGUAGUGAUAUCUGUGGCUGGUUACAAUGUGGUUGGUAUAGUCAACACAAGAUAUCCAAGUAGAUCUAAUAAUACGAGAAAACAAACUGAAUGGCAUCAUGUCAUGGUUCACUUAAAUAUCUAAUAAUAACCACAAGCAACUAUAGAGAUUUAUAUGUUAAACAGUGUACCGUAAAGUUAUUCCAUUAUUAUCUAAACCUGCAAAAUGAAUGUGAAUGCAAAACAGUCUAUUAUGUCUAUACUGCAGAUCUAUUGCUGUUGAAAAAUUUGUAACAAAAUAAUAAAUUUCAAGACCAGUAAUGAUGUAAAAAAA
Folsomia candida is the source of this 9936-nucleotide messenger RNA. RefSeq lists its product as uncharacterized. Gene Ontology annotation, biological process: chemical synaptic transmission. Gene Ontology annotation, cellular component: dendritic spine; cytoplasm; plasma membrane. Gene Ontology annotation, molecular function: protein binding. The transcript has 26 exons. Lineage: Eukaryota; Metazoa; Arthropoda; Collembola; Entomobryomorpha; Isotomidae. Bases 1035 to 8381 code for a protein of 2448 amino acids. The record is from RefSeq and is a predicted model, not a curated record.